UGCCGGCGUCAUGGCGUCCGUGGAAGCAAUCGCAGGGGCGCAGAUUGAUUGCUCGUUGACGGGCGAGGCGAGACUGUCAGAGGAUGUGGGUGACAUACCGAAGGAUUUCGAGCCCGGUGCGUCCAAAGAUCCCAUCAUAUUGUCGGUGGACUGUUCAUGCGAGUUCCAAGGGGACGGCGGAAUGUCCAAGAGCACCAUCGACGAGAUUGAAAGGUCCGCCUCCGAUGUGCUUCAGGGCUGUCCUCUGUCAUCGGACACUCCCAUCAGAGUGGUGGACGUGAGCGAAGCUUCGACUGCUGCCGACCUGCGCACUCCCGAGUUGGGUGCCCUAGCAGAGGACUGGGACAACCAUGCCUGGCAGCAGCAAGAGAAGCAUGUGUUUGUUCUCAGCGAUGCAGGGAAGCCCAUCUACUGUCGACAUGGCAGCGAGGAGCAGCUUGCCGCACUCGCAGGCGUCAUGCAGGCUCUUGUUUCAUGCAUCGGCCUUUCUGGGGAUCAGGUGCGGUACGUGCGGGCAGGACGCCUGCGGCUGGCAUUCCUGUUGCGGCUGCCGCUAAUCCUGGUGGCGGCCACCAGCCUGCCUCUCUCUCUCCAGCAGUUGCAGGGGCAGCUUGUCUAUGUGCAUGCCCAGAUCCUGUCGGUGGUGACGGCCAGCCAGCUGGAGCGGGUAUUCAGUCAGCGGUGCAAUUUCGACCUGCGGCGGCUGCUGGCCGGAUCCGAGCGCUUUCUCGACUCCCUGUGCGACCUGAUGGACCGUGACCCGAGCUUUCUGCUCGGUGCAGUCCGCUGUCUACCCCUGGCACCUGCCCUUCGUGACCAGAUCACUCAGGCCAUGCUCAAGCACUGUGCAAAGCACAAGAAGCUGGUGUUUGGCCUGCUGGUGGCAGAACAGCAGCUGGUGGCUCUGGUCGGCAUGCGCAAGUACCAGCUGCACCAUGUUGACCUGCACCUGCUGCUCAACCUGGUGCAUGCCUCCGAGUCAUUCAAGACUGCAGAGGCCUGGACGCCUGUCUGUCUGCCCAAGUUUGACCCCAGUGGGUUCCUGCAUGCCCACGUGUCGUACCUGGCAGAGGGCAGCCCUGCGUGUCUGCUGCUUCUCACUGUGGACCGUGACCUCUUCUUUCCUCUACAGGAGUGCCGACGCAAGAUUGCUGAGAGCCUUCAGCGCAAAGGCUCCCUUGAGGCCCUGCGAGAAGCGACCAUCAGUGGGGGCUACAGUGUGCGUGAGGCAGGCGUGCCUGAGCUCUACCACUUCCUCUACAAGAGCAAGAGUGGGGCACAGUUGAGCAGCCCAAGGCUGGAGCCUCCCUACUCCAAGGAGCCCAGGCAGCUACUGGCUCUGUACCGGCUGCUGCACCACCGCAUGUACCAGCCGGCCUGUCCUCUCAAAAUACUCUUCUGCUCCACUGGCAGGGAGACCCUCAUGGGAUGGCACAUGGCCGGAUUCGAGCUGUAUGCAGCCUUUGAGCCGUUAGUGAGCAAAGAUUUAGCUGUGCGGGCUAUGAGCAAGCUGCUGCACUGGAUCAAACAGGAAGAGGAGAGGCUGUUUAUCAUGAGCUAUGCCACCCUGUGAAGGUUGCGCGGUGGACACUGGUGCCAUUUGAAGAUCUCGGGGCAGCUGCAACUGUUCAACGUUCAUGGCCGGUCUCCAGCUCGGCAUGGCUUCGUAAAAACAUCUCAGUCAGCAUUCAUCAUCUAGUCUCUGCACACAUUAUUUGUGAUCAUUUCUGUGCAUCGACAUGUGCAGACAUGGAAGCUGACUUCUUUGGGCAGUCAGGCUCACCUGUUCCCAUGUACUGGUGAGGUUGGUGUAGGCCAUGCUGGAUGGAGUAGUAUCUGCGCUAAAUGUUGCGUCAUCCUUGCAUGUGAUUCCAUUUGAGAGAAGGCAGUUGCAGAAGUGCAUUGAGCGACUACCACAAAAAGACACAACUAAACUAGAAAAGAAACUUGGGCUAGUUGGUGAUUCAUCAUUGUGAAGGAAAAACAGCGCUAAAAAUGGACGAGUACUGAGGAAGAAAACACGACACAGGCGCUGAACUCGCAACUGAAAUUUAUUGGAAGACACGCGCAUACAUAUAUACAACAGCUGACUUGGUCACAUGACACUCCAUAUCAUCUGCGCAGCAGAGCAAAUCAGAUCUACACAACUAACAACUCAUGACGAAUCUAUACAUUUGUAAGAACAUCCGAUAAAAAGAACAACCCAUCAAUACAAAAACCUGCAUAUCAGUCCGCAAAAAUUAAACGCUAUCAACGCGGCAGCAUUGAAUCCAGGUAUCUAACUUCUUUUUCACCAAGGGCAACCGACAGUUUACUAACGCACCCUUCCCCUUCUCUUUCAAUGUAAAAUGCUUCCAUCACCUCCCUAGUGCACUCGUCCCGAUGGCCAAACAAAUACGUGGUUUCCUGCGCCAUGGGCUGGCAGCCAGACUCUCUACAAUGAGCCGUCAAAUGUAAACCUCCGGAAGCCAUUAACGAUGAUAGGUGUUCCUUUAGUCUAACAUUAACGCUCCGCCCGGAUUGUCCUAUAUACACCCUCCCGCAUGAUAAUGGCACCCGAUAAAGAACACAAGAUUUACACUUAACAUAUCUAUUCUUCUUCUUGUCCGGACAGAAAGUACACGUUUUGCGCAACUCUAAAGUUCUUCCACGCAAGCGGGGGCAAGUCGAGGACAUCUUGUUGGGAGCAGACAUUACAACAUGCACCCCAUACCUACUUGCCGCAUUCUUCAAUCCAUGGGAAAACUUAUGCACGUAGGGGACCACAGCCGGUCCCUUUUCAUUGUGCACGUUUUCUUUUUUCCUACGUGUGUGAUUCUCUCCUUUGACCCACUUGAUUAGAUUUUUACAGCCUCUUAAGAUUUCCGCAUCAGGGUAGCCCGCCGACGUAAGCCUUUCAGCUUUGCUCAUGAAAAUUCUUUUAACGCACGCGUGCUUGUUUUCUGGAGCGCAGCUUGCAACGCAGCAUAAAUAAUGCCGGACUUAACUAUCUUGGAAUGGCCUGAGGUAAGUUCCCAUGGAUUGAAGAAUGCGGCAAGUAGGCAUGGGGUGCUUGUUGUAAUGUCUGCUCCUAACAAGAUGUUCUUGAUUUGCCCCCGCUUGCAUGGAAGAACUUCAGAGUUGUGCAAAACAUGUACUUUCUAAAAUGCUUUGUUGGGCGCCUUGGUUCAUUCUGUAAUAGAUUGAGCUCCAACAGACAGGACACAAGAAGACUAGACGACUACACAAGCGCUCAUGUAGUCGUCUAGUCUUCUUGUGUCCUGUCCGUUUGCACUCAAUCUAUUACAGCAUGUACUUUCUGUCCGGACAAGAAGAAGAAUAGAUAUGUUCAGUGUAAAUCUUGUGUUGUUUAUCGGGUGCCAUUAUCAUGCGGGAGGGUGUAUAUAGGACAAUCCGGGUGGUGCGUUAACGUUAGACUAAAGGAACAUCUAUCAUCGUUAAUGGCGUCCAGAGGUUUACAUUUGCCGGCUCAUUGUAGAGAGUGUGGCUCAGGCACGUAGCCAGGAUUUUUUU
Molecule: messenger RNA, 3513 nt
Organism: Rhipicephalus sanguineus (brown dog tick)
Lineage: Eukaryota; Metazoa; Arthropoda; Arachnida; Ixodida; Ixodidae
Gene: Mon1
Product: vacuolar fusion protein MON1 homolog A
Exons: 8
Coding region: 11-1573 (520 amino acids)
Biological process (GO): protein targeting to vacuole; vesicle-mediated transport
Source: RefSeq, a predicted model, not a curated record